Zymoseptoria tritici IPO323 is the source of this 2349-nucleotide messenger RNA. RefSeq names its product glutamine-dependent NAD(+) synthetase. Gene Ontology annotation, biological process: NAD+ biosynthetic process. The coding region runs from base 1 to 2121 and encodes 706 amino acids. Gene Ontology annotation, cellular component: cytoplasm. The record is from RefSeq and is a predicted model, not a curated record. The transcript has 3 exons. NCBI's taxonomy places the organism in Eukaryota, Fungi, Ascomycota, Dothideomycetes, Mycosphaerellales, Mycosphaerellaceae. Gene Ontology annotation, molecular function: glutaminase activity; ATP binding; NAD+ synthase (glutamine-hydrolyzing) activity.
AUGACGCGGAAGUGCGUUCUUUCUACUUCGCAACUAAAUCAAUGGUCGCUGGACUGGGAUGGCAAUCGUGGCCGUAUUCUCGAAGCCAUCAAGACCGCCAAGGCUGCGGGCGCCAGACUGAUCCUCACCCCGGAAUUGUGUAUCCCAGGCUACGGACUCCUCGACCACUGGCUGGAGAAUGAUGUCUACGUCCACUCUUGGGAAAUCGUGGCAGACAUCAUCUCUCGCGAGGAGUGCCAAGAAAUCAUCAUUGAUCUCGGAAUUCCGGUGCAACAUCGAGGAUGCAGCUACAAUGCCCGAGCUAUCGCACUGAAUGGUCAGAUUCUCGCUGUUCGUCCCAAGCUUGAUCUCGCCAAUGAUGGCAACUUUCGCGAGAUGCGAUACUUCUCACCGUGGCCGCGGCAGCGAGUGGAGGACUACCACCUUCCUAAAUCCAUCCAAAAGCUUGCGCUUGGUCAGAAGACAUGCCGGAUCGGCGAGGUCGCAUUUGAGGCUCUGGAUGCUUCAUUCGCAUCGGAGACCUGCGAGGAACUGUGGACACCGGCCUCUCCUCACUCCCUCUACUCACUUGCUGGAAUUGAGAUCGUGCUGAACUCGAGCGGCAGUCAUCACGAAUUGCGCAAGCUUCACACCAGAAUCAAUCUCAUUCAGGAGGCCACUGCGAAGACUGGCGGCGUAUACAUGUACGCCAAUCAGCGAGGCUGCGACGGCGACCGACUAUAUUACGACGGCUGCGCUCUAAUCCUCAACUCUGGAAAAGUCCUCGCGCAGGGCUCUCAAUUCUCUCUUCGGGAUGUAGAAGUGAAGACAGCCAUUGUGGACCUUGAUGAGAUCUGGGCAUACCGCACGUCUCGAAGUAGAGCGAUGCAAGCGAACGACCCGAAAGUCCACCGACUCGAGCGGAUACAAGUCGACUUCAAUCUCUGCGAAGACUCCGAGAUUCCACAACCGACUGCCAGAUUGACCGAGGAGAUCGAAACAAUAUAUCAUUCGCCAGAAGAAGAGAUUGCAUAUGGCCCUGCGUGUUGGGUGUGGGACUACCUUCGACGUUCAAAAGCGGCCGGCUUUCUCGUGCCUCUCAGUGGAGGGAUUGACAGUUGUGCUACCGCGACGAUCAUCUUCAGCAUGUGUCGUUUGGUGGUGGCUGAGAUCAAAGAGGGCAACGAGGUCGUGAUCGAGGAUGCGCAGAGGCUCUGCGGCGGUGCAGAUCCUCGAGAAAUGACAGCACAGGAAUUUUGCGGCCAAGUCUUCAGCACCGUCUUCAUGGGUAUGAAGCAGCAGUCCUCCAAAGAGACUCGCACGCGCGCAAUCGAGCUCGCUGAAGCCAUUGGCGCUCAGCAUAUCGACACCAACAUCGACGAGAUGGUCCAAUCUCUCCACUCUGUCGUUUCUGGCAUCCUCAAAUUUGAACCCAAAUUCAAAGUCCACGGUGGCUCAGCAGCAGAGAACCUCGCACUGCAGAAUUUCCAGUCCCGCUCACGCAUGGUUCUAGCCUACGCUCUCGGACAACUGAUCCCGACCUCUCGUGGCGGCACUGGUGGCCUUCUCAUUCUCGGCUCCGCCAACGUAGACGAGUGCUUGCGCGGCUACCUGACCAAAUACGACUGCUCCUCCGCCGACAUCAAUCCCAUCGGCGGCAUCUCCAAAACCGAUCUGAAGCGAUUCAUCGCCUGGGCCGAAACCGCCUUUUCGCUCCCCAUUCUGGGCGAAUUCCUCGACGCCGUUCCCACUGCCGAGCUCGAACCGAUCACCGAGACCUAUGUGCAGUCCGACGAAGUUGACAUGGGCUUCACCUACGACGAGCUCUCCAUCCUCGGACGUCUGCGCAAGACGUUCAAACUCGGUACCGUGGGCAUGUUUGAGCGUCUGGUCGUGGACUGGAGCGGUCACAUGAAGCCGCGAGAUGUGUAUACCAAAGUGCGCAAUUUCAUGUACUACUACGCCAUCAAUCGGCACAAGAUGACAACCAUGACGCCCGGAUUGUAUCUGGAGAGCUAUACACCAGACGACAAUCGGUUCGAUCUGCGGCCGUUUCUUUAUCCGAGAUUUGCGUUUGAGCAUCGCAAGAUCGAGAACAUGCUGAAGAAGAUGGAAGAGGGCGAGGCCAGCACAGGCGUUUGAUCCGUUUAUCGUGAUGGUCAGUACCCGCCGACCAGUCAAUUUGCGAUCGCAGGCUUCGCAUCGCGGUCGCGGUCGCACAGAGCCAUUGUCGACCUGGUUUCAAAAUUGGUGUGGUCGCACGGCGAAAGUCGGCCUGCAAGGUACGCUGAAAGGUCAACGUCAAUGCGACAGUGAUGGCGAACGACUUCCAUCUGCCGUGGGCGGCAAAUGCACGACAGUGCAGUGACU